UCGAGCGCUCGUUCAGGGUCCCUUUGGUUUGACAUUUUUUUUUCCAAGAUGGAAUCGUUACGCAAAAAACAGAGGAAAACGUACUGAAAGGUGUAGAAGGUGCGGAAGAAACAGCCUCGAUGACUGUUUCGCCCAGACAGCGUUGGACAACCUAUGCUGAACCAUUUGUAGUAGCCGCCAUAUCAUGAGUAAGGAAGGUGGACGUCUCAUAUCGCCGGUGGCGGAGAAAAGUAAGGCCGGGAGCGAGCCACGCGUCGGGAAUCCACGACGUCAAAGCACAGCUGCAGGCAGUCAACCAGAGCUUAAAGGCCACGAUGGGGACUCCGUUGGACCCGUGGAGUAUGGUGACAGCCCACGACCAUCUGUUAGCGUCAUCCAGGGCGAAGUGGGCAAUUUGCCGGGUAUUGACGAGCACCCGCUCUUAAGUAUUGGAGGCACAGACCACCGACGUGAACGCGUACCAGCGAAAUCCGACUCUCUGUCGCCGUCUGAGCCGUCCCCUGACGUUAUCUCUCCUACCGGCGUGACGCACACGCCCUCGACUACCCCAAGUGCGCCGCGCACCACUGUAUCGCCUAGCUCCGUGUCUCCCACACCAGUGUCAUCCGCCAAUGCGCACACUGCUUCGCCGGACUCAGUGCAACCUGCUUCUGAGGAAAAGGUUGAUAUCGCGAAAGAGUUUCUUGACGAUGUUUAUAGUGAAGCUGCAGGUGAACACAAAGUGCCUCCAGUGCCUGCUCAGGAAGCUGCGAAGCAGGAAACAAAGCCUCAAGCAGCGUCACCAAUGGCUACUGGACAGCCUGUGGCCCAGUCACCAGAAGGUGGCAAACCACAAGAGAAGCGCGUGAAAUCAACCCAUAAGACUAUCACUUCUGGAACAACGAAGACAUCGGCAGCUGGCUCCAGUGAAGAGUCCGGAUCAGAGGAGUCCGGUGAGUCGAGCUCGUCAGGAUCUGAAGAGACUGGUUCAACAGCGUCAGAGGAGUCUUCUUCCACCGAAAAGCCAGGAUCGAAACAGCCUCCGGUUCCUUCAACCGCUCUACCUGCAAAAGUACCUGCCACUCAACCAUCGAAGGUUGCACCACCACCUGCAAAGGUACCUGCCACUCAGCCAUCAAAGGUUGCACCACUACCUGCAAAAGGACCUGCCACUCAACCAGCGAAGGUCCCUCCACCAGCAGCACCUAAAGGUGUGGCUGCUGAAGCCAAGGAAACAGAAGAAACGUCCGAAAGUGAAUCGGGUACAGAAUCGAGCUCCAGUUCCGAAACCGAAGGAAGCGAGUCUGCGGAAGCUCUCUUGAAGGCGUCAGGCAAAGGUACCGGAAAGGCACCCUCGGUUAAGUCCAGUAAGAUUGACAAACAACCUUCAGCGACCAAGACGUCGGAGUCUGGAGAGACAACACAUACCGAGACAACGGCAGCCACAACCAAGAGUACGAAGGCUACAACCAAGGGUACAACGAAGCAUACGACUAUGUCUGUCACAGAAACCUCUCCAACUGCCCCAGCGAAAACUAUUUACCCUCCUGUAACGAUUUACCCUGCUCAGCCGGCAUCAUCGGAGGAAAAAAAGCCUUUGGUUCGGAGAAAUGGCAGUGAUACUUACAACGACGUGCAUUCAAACGCAAAUACGAAGAGGCGGCGGAUACCAUGUCUCUUAUUGGUACUGAAUAUUCUCGUAGCCCUUGUGCUGUUACUCAUAUCGUGUAUUUCCUAUAUCAUUGCGUUGCAACAUACACCACCACCUGAGGAACCUGUCACGGAACCGGGCGUGGAUCACGUAUGCCGAGACAUUCAGUGUGGUGUGGCGGGAACUCAUCUUUUUUACGUCCUGAACACUUCUGUGAACCCUUGUGAGAGCAUAUAUAGCUACGUAUGCAAGACGUGGAUGCACGAAUCGCCCGCGAACUACCGCAAAGCAGUGCUUGGAGCACAACGUGUAUUUGUCGACAAUGUCUAUACCGAUAUGAGACGCAUUUUGAGCAAACCUGACCUGCUGAGUAGUGAAUCGCACGCCAUACGCAAGGCGACAUCGCUAUACCAGGACUGCCUCGUGAAGCCCAACAAUGAACAUGAGGGUAUGGCAAGUUUCGGGAGCAUGAUGUCCAGCUAUGAAUUGCUGCACUGGCCGUUCAGAAAUAGUUUUGCUCCUCAACCGCAUCGAACGCUUGCAGCAUUUAUUCGAGACUCUGGCCAAGGACCUGUGGUUUCUGUAAAGAUUACAAGAGAUCCAGAAGGAGACCACAAACGGAUGAUAGCAUUAGACUGUCCUACCUUCGCCGUACCCAUCGGUACAUUAUUGGGCUUCGCAGAUCACAAAGACUUCACUCUGUUUGGUUAUAAACAGUUUAUAACCCAAGUGCUAGCACACUGGCAAGUGCCGCACCGUGAGAGUGAGUGGUACGCACAGAAUAUUAUGGCCUUUGAAGUCAAUUUAGCCAACCGUUGCAAUGAAAUGUGCAGGAAGAAACGGUACAAGAGAAUGACCCUCGAUGAAAUUUCUAAAUCAGUUGGCAACGUAGUUAUCUGGGAACAGUUCUUACAAGCGGUGUUUCAGGACGUGCCUGUUCAGAUCACGAAAGAUACACCCGUUUUGACCCGCUCAAUUCGUUAUCUCAAAGUGGUAUCCACGCUCUUUCAGAAUCCUACCAGUCUUCCCCGAAUGAUGAAUUAUAUUGGAUGGCGGGUCGCUCAUCAUUUCAUGAAGCAGGCCAGCAGAGUUGUUAGACAAGCGGACGAAGAAUUCACAGAACUCAGAAUGAAAGCGGAGAAAGAGCCUUACUGGAGAAAGUGCCUCCGAGAUGUGAACGACGUGAUGCCCCUCGCCAUUGGUCGCAUCUACAUUGAGAAGGUACUCUGGCGAGACAACCAUUUCCCGGCUGUUCGGAUAUUUCUGACUCUCCUAGAGGCUAUGGACAACAUAAUUAAUCGGUUUCCUUGGAUUGGCGACACUGUGAAGGAUGUUCAUGUUAAACUGAGAAAUACCAUGGACUUUGUUAUCAGUUACCCCAUCUGGAUAACAAACACCUCCUUAUUGGAUAUGUACUACUCGGAUGUAUCGGCGCAAGGCGUUUAUUUUGACCGGUUUUGGAGCGCCGCGAGGUCGACGUCCCGGUCGUACUUGAGGAGUUUGAUUCAGCCGGAAAUACCUCGAGCGUUGGCGAAUUUCAUCUUCCCUUCCCGCAUUGUAGAUAUAGAACAUCGAAAGGGUCCUCCUAGAGAAAAGUUAUUUUACGAUGUGCGCGACAAUACAGUGAUUGUACCGGCCGGCGCUCUGCAGCCUCCGUAUUACCAGGAAACACCUUCAGAAGGUCUGAACUUUGGUGGCUUGGGGAUGCUACUUGCACGAGAUAUUGUCAACGAAUGGUUCCACACUUCCGAUGGCUUGCUGAUAGGCAAAGCUAAAGAUGUAUACAAGGAAAAGGCUAAGUGUCUACUCGACAGUAUGAAGGAAGGGCUAGGUUCCAAAGACAGUGCUGAAUGUACCAGUUUGAUAGCGGAUGUCUUUGCCCUCCGUCUGGCCUUCGAGGCGUAUCACAUCUUUCUUGCCGGCAACGACGAUACCACACUGAAGGGCGUCGAUUUCAUGAACCCAGACCAACUGUUCUUCGUGUCUGCUGUGCGCACACUCUGCACCAGUAUAAGAGAACGACAUUUUGCGAACGUUGUACUUUUGGGGAAGGACGUUUUGGAAACUGAUAUGAUCGAUAGAGCCGUCAUGAGCAUGCGCGAGUUUGACGAUGCCUUCAACUGUACUCACUCCAACGGCGAAACAACAAGGCAAAACAGCUUCAACAAGUGCUUGCAGUCUGCAGCAAACUAGCACUAUAAAGGGAACGUGAAAACGAAGAGCUUCAGUCAAGGACUUAUUGGACAAUACAACGCUGGACAGUACAACGCGCUAAGAUUGCAGAUGAUUCUGACAAUGUGUGCUUUGUUGCGGUUGGUUAUGCCUGUGGGAGCUGCUGUUGAGUGGUGGACAACACGGACUGUUCAUGCCGCUGAUUGUGGUUUUCACCUACUCUUAUACAUCAUGUACAUAUGUUCAUAAUGAGUAAAGUCUGGCUUCACAGAGAGCACUUGCAAGACGGACUCAAGUGCUCACCCCAGAUGUCAAAGUUAAGCAUCCACAUAGUGUAAUAUACGCAAUGUUUGUCUUUUUUUAAUGCUUCUCUGUAGAAGAACUGUUCUACGCGGGUUUUAGUAAUAAAGAAGCUACAUGUCCGGCUU
Ornithodoros turicata is the source of this 4230-nucleotide messenger RNA. RefSeq names its product membrane metallo-endopeptidase-like 1. The transcript has a single exon. Gene Ontology annotation, molecular function: metalloendopeptidase activity. The coding region runs from base 185 to 3823 and encodes 1212 amino acids. Gene Ontology annotation, cellular component: plasma membrane. Lineage: Eukaryota; Metazoa; Arthropoda; Arachnida; Ixodida; Argasidae. The record is from RefSeq and is a predicted model, not a curated record. Gene Ontology annotation, biological process: protein processing.